This is a messenger RNA of Portunus trituberculatus (swimming crab), 3337 nucleotides long. Its product is annotated as WD repeat-containing protein 13-like. Bases 298 to 1704 code for a protein of 468 amino acids. Gene Ontology annotation, molecular function: protein binding; promoter-specific chromatin binding. NCBI's taxonomy places the organism in Eukaryota, Metazoa, Arthropoda, Malacostraca, Decapoda, Portunidae. The record is from RefSeq and is a predicted model, not a curated record. Gene Ontology annotation, cellular component: nucleus. The transcript is spliced from 11 exons.
UAGCAGCAGAAGGCGAGAGACCAUAGCAGGGCCAAGGAAGAGUAUCACGAUAGGAGAGGGCGCCCUAGGAUAGCUGUACCUCCUGCUCUCCAGCCCCGGGUGUCCCUCUGCUGCAGGAGUGAUGUCCUUCCCCAGAGCUCGCCUCCCUGCUCUCUCAAGGGACUCAUAUAACAGGUUGCAGGAAACUAUGGCACACGUCACUCAAGUAGAAAUGAUCGCCAUGGGUGUAGGGAUUCAACGUCAUAAAAGUUGUGAAAGAGAUGAGAACAUCAUUGUGAAGCCUGCUGCCUGACAGCAAUGGCCUGGUGGCAGCAGGUGCUUGCUGUGGAUGCAAAGUUCAAUUACCACCGAGCACCAGCAUCUCCAGGCUUCAAGACGCUGUACAUCCGCCGGCGGAGUCAGCUGCUCAGGGACAGCGCCAGAGAGGACGGGCCGGCUGUGCGUCACUACCUGAGGACCCGCCUUGCUCUCCUGCAGCAGAGGUACUGUGUCACCCUUGACCAGCUCAGCCUCAAGAGUAGAACUGCCAGUCUCCGUUCUGCUUCCAGACUCACCACGGAGGGCGACUCCCCCCACAUGAGUCGCAGCAUGAGCAUGGCCUUCUCUCAGCCGGGCAGCCAGAGUGUGGAAGGCCCUCGUGCCCCUCCACCGGCCGGCUCUCUCGUCCCCACCCAGCGAGCUGAGGCGUCCAAGGCCAUUGUGGGCGGCACAUCCAUUGGAGAGAAUUAUGCUUUCUCGGGAGUCCAUCACAUCUUUGACCAGCACAGGGACAGCGUGAGCAUGGUGAAGUUUGCCCACAAUGACUCCGGGUUGCUGGCGUGCUGCUCCCUGGAUGGCUCACUGUCCAUAUGUCAGGUGGCCGAUGGUGACCCCAGAGUCCUGCACACACUUCAACUCCACACAGCUGGUGUCACUGGGUUUGACUGGUCUGCCACUAAUGACCUCCUACUGUCGUGUGGCGAGGAUGGCAAAGUGUGCCUGUGGAGUGUGUUAUCUGGCCAGUGUCUGCGCUCUGUAUCAGACCAAGCAGGCACGCAGGUCCUCUCCUGUGUCUUCCAUCCAUUCAACUCUAACUGGGCUGUGCUUGGCAACAGUCGUGGGAUGGUGCAGGUGCUGAACAUGUCCACUGGCCACUACCCCAAGGGCGGCACCAGCAAGGUUGCCGGCCAGGUCACCUCACUCACCUUUGACUCAACGGGCAAGACAUUGUGGGCUGGGGAUGAUAAGGGCACCAUCAUAUCCUUCCUGUUUGAUCUUGGGAGUGGCGGUCUGCGGAAGGGCAAGCGGUGUGUGGUGAGUGAGGGGGCGCCCAUCACCUGCCUCUCUGCCCGCACCUGGGCGAGUCGAGAGGCGCCAAACCCCACACUCCUUGUCAGUGCUGGUUGUGAUGCUCUGCUCCUGUACAGGGUGAUUGACAAAGAGGGAGGAUUGCGACUGAGAAGGAAAUUUACUGUUUCUCACAAGACUCAGCCAGUGCGCUCCACCUUCUGCCCUCUGAUGUCCUUCAGGCAGGGGGCUUGUGUUGUGAGUGGUUGUGAGGACUGCAGUGUGUGGUUCCUGGACGUGGAGAGGGACAGCCGGCCGCUCAUCAAUCGCCUCCAGGGCCAUGCUGCUCCUGUCCUGGGCGUCACCUUCAACUACGAUGAAUCUCUCCUGGCCACCUCGGAUGCCUCUGGCCUUGUGAUAGUGUGGAAGAGGGAGUGAGGAGGAUUCUGUGAUGGUGUGCAGUGAAGAGUAAGGAAUGUAAAUACCUCCUGAUGGUGAGGAAGAGGGAGUGCCAGUCUUUCAUCAGUGGUGUGGAGAAGGGAGGAUGCUCAUGUAGAAGUAAGGGAUCUGCUCAUGUUCUGUGUUCCCUGCGGACCUCAUUACUGUUGCACACACAACACUAUGCUGUGUGUUACUGGAGAACAAAAUCUGUUGAGUUUUAAGCUGUGAAUUCUAGAAGUUUACAUUCUUCUUGUAGGUUUUUGUAUUUCCUUAAAAGUAACUUUGUAUUUGUUGCAGUUUUUGCAACUUUAUUUGUUGCACAAAGUUUUUAAUUCUCAAGAAAUUGAUAAAUUAUGUUUUAAUACAAUAUUUGAAUUACUUUUUAUCCAAGAUAGUUUGUGUUUGCUCAAAUUUUAGUUUUUUUUUUUUUAAGUUACAUAAAGUCAUUUCAUGAAAUAGCUGUUGCAGUUUAUUUUAGUAAAGACAGUGUGAUGCCUGAUGGCUGUUCCCAUGAUCAGGGUGUUGUGGUGGGAGUUGUUCAUGGCCGAUGCUCUGCGCCUUGCUUUUUUCCUUUCCUUCAUCCUUGAAGUGCUACCAUUGCUUAUGUUGAAAUUUAGAUGAAUAUUUCAUUAACUGUUGAAGCAAAUGAUUUUCAGGGUACAUGUGUAUAUAUAGAGAGAGAUAGAGAGAUAUAUAGAUCUGUAUGUAAUCAUGCUCAGAAAAUGUAAAUUAUUUUUAGAAUGCAAUAUUUUACUGACCCAGAUGUUGCCUUAGCUAUGUGUGAUCAGAUGAGCUUCACUCUUUUCUCAGUUUCACUUGCCGCCUCCACAUGCAUGAUGCCCAUCUCACACCACAAACACAAAGACACAAUAUUUGAACUACAGAGAUCAAGAAGGACUACCGGUCCAUUCUAUAAUGAAAAGCAAGCUUUUUAUUUACAACUUUUAGUGCUUAUCUCAUUCUUGAACAAACUUGGAAUACUUAACAAACAUGCCAUGUUUCUGUUGCACAAAAUCUGAUUUGCUGCUUUUAAACUAAACUUAAGCAGAAACCAGCUGUGCUUGUCUUGCAUAUGACAAAACCUCCAAAAUAAGCAUUGCAUUCUAAGAAUAUUUGUGCACUCUUCUCAUCUCAGUCUUGUUUGUGAUUUUAAUCAGAGCCAGAGAAUCAUAAUGGAUACAAGUACGGUGGUGGGUGUCUUGUUUACAGGAACAAGCUGUUAUAGUUUCUGGUAUGUUCUGGCAAAUCACCCAAAAAGUGCUAUAUCUUUGCAAAAGUUUCUCUGUUAUGUAUGUGUUGGGUUGGCAUCCCCUUCCACCUUCAAGGGGAGGUAGCCAAGACAAGCAUAUGUAGACAUAUUUGUGUAUUUCCUUAAGUGUAGUAGAUGACCAAAAUGUGCCUUUAGUUAACUAAUGGUAUAAAGUCAAGCUUCAUGGAUGGACUAGUGUUCUUGUUGUGUCCAGUAGGCUUUUGGAGCUGCAUGCCUUGUGACUCCUGGUGGUACUGAGUUGAGGGAAGCAGGCAGUGAGGCUGCCCAUCAAAGAUGCACCACCAAGCAGCGUCACAUGUGGUACACUCUCUGUAUCGACCUUCCUUACUAAGACAAUAAAACCAAAGCAGAUGAUCAAAA